Cydia splendana is the source of this 1552-nucleotide messenger RNA. It is a transcript of the gene Kal1, whose product is annotated as anosmin-1. Gene Ontology annotation, cellular component: cell surface; extracellular region. Gene Ontology annotation, biological process: neuron differentiation. NCBI's taxonomy places the organism in Eukaryota, Metazoa, Arthropoda, Insecta, Lepidoptera, Tortricidae. The transcript has 10 exons. The record is from RefSeq and is a predicted model, not a curated record. Bases 10 to 1521 code for a protein of 503 amino acids. Gene Ontology annotation, molecular function: peptidase inhibitor activity; protein binding.
UUUUUAAAAAUGAGAACUGGAUUCAAGAUGCAGAGCACGAUAUUUGGACUAUUGGUUAUAGUGUUAUUGGCAUCUGACGUGCUAUCAAUAUCAAGGCGAUUCUCAAAACUACAGACGGAUGCACUGUCCAAGACGAGGUGCGAUUUGAUGUGCAUCGAGGUCAACAAGGAAAGUAGAACACAAUGCCGCUCACAAUGCCGGAUGCAAGAGCAAAAGCCGGGAACGUGCCCCGGUAACGACAUCGUGCAGUGGCAAGUCGCUUGUGUAAAGGCCUGCGACUUGGACUACCAGUGUGACGGCACCCAGCGAUGCUGCCACCACGGAUGUAGCUCUACCUGUAGCGAACCCGUCGACUUACUGACGUUGCCAGGACUUCCAGCAUUACCAGUUAUAGAAGAAGUCAAGGAGAAGCGGAAAUCAAUCCUCAUCAGAUGGUCUGAUGGAGUUGGAGAUCUGGCCCGCGCAGUACCCGGCAGGAUUUUGUAUCUACUUGAGGAACAAAAUCAUCUCGGACCCAAGUACGAGGAGGCAAGGCUUGCAGGAUGGAAUCUGCUAUUAAGAACCAAUAAAACGAAAAUUUCUCUCCGCAACUUGCUGAAACCAGGCCGGUGGUACCGCUUCAGGGUAGCCGCUGUCAGCUCGACCGGUAGCAGAGGUUUCUCAUCUCCUAGCUCACCCUUCACCCCCAGGAAGGGGCCCAGAGCGCCUUCACCGCCCAAACGGUUGAGUGUACGCCCGGUGCGAACUGAAAACGGUACAGUAACCGUUCGUCUAGAAUGGAAGGAACCCAACUCGGACUUGCCGGUAAACAGAUACAAAGUGUUCUGGAGCCGUCGCGUUCGGGGCGUGACGGGUGAUCUAGAUUCAGUUCUAGUGAACCAUCAGACAGUGUCUAAGGACAAAACAUACGCUGAAAUAAAAGAGCUGACACCUAACGCAAUGUAUUUCUUCCAAGUACAAACGAUCAGUCAAUUUGGCACCGGCAAGCUUCGAAGUGAUAAAGCGGCAGUAUUUUACAACACCACAAGCACCCACGUUGGCAACCCAAGUUCAGAAUGGCGCUCAGACAUGGUAUCGGUUACCAAAAAAACUAAGUCCAUCUACACCUAUUUAAAAAAAAAAGCGCGAACGGAAACCGAUUUACCGCCACAGUCUCUUAAGAAACAGGAUAAAAGGGUUAUUGUCAAAGGCUUAAAGUUGCACAAGGUUAUUUGGCAAAACGGAAAAUUGAAGGCUAGAAUAUCCUGGAACCCUAUAUCUAAAAUUGAGAUUAGAAGAUAUGUUGUACAGUGGCGAACGGAAAAAUGUGAAAAUCCACAACACGAACAUAAAAUUCUUUCGGCAACCACUGAGCAAACUACUUUCGAAAUCUACGAAUUGGAUUAUCAUUGCACUUACAAAGUGAAUGUAAAUAAAUCACGGAAAAGUCUAUCUCCUGACUCAGAAAUCAUCGUUAAUGUUCCUGGGUGUGACUAUUUUCAACGACGAAUGAAUGGCACAAAAAUUAACUGUGAAACUUGAAUUAUUGCGUACGGUUAAUUUAAACUAUUUC